CGUGCUAAUGAAAAUAAUUUAAGAUUCAACGGUGACAAAUGUGAAUUUGAUAAACCAAGCAUCACGUUUUAUGGUCAUGUUUUCUCGAAGCAGGGUAUAUCCCCAUGUCCUAAAAAGAUCGAAGCGAUCAAGUCUCUCAAACCUCCAGCGAAUGUUUCUGAACUUCGUAGCUAUUUAGGCAUGAUAACAUAUUGCGGCAGAUUUAUCCAAGAUCUUGCAACACUGACUGCCCCAUUACGUAAACUUACAAAGAAGGACAUAAAAUACGAAUGGAAAGAAUCACAACAACAUGCGUUUGAUACAUUACAAGAAAGAUUGAACGAGAAAACCACUUUAUCAUACUUUGAUCCUUCAAAAGACACCAAGCUCAUUGUAGAUGCCUCUCCCACUGGUCUAGCGGCAAUAUUAAUACAAAAUACCCCCAGCCAAAAUGACGAAACUGUCGUUGCAUAUGGCAGUCGUGCUCUUACAGAAGUAGAACAAAGAUAUAGUCAGACAGAACGCGAGGCAUUGGCAAUUGUUUUUGGCUGCGAACAUUUUCGUUUAUUUCUCUAUGGAAUUCAUUUCACAAUCUAUACAGACCACAAACCAUUAGUAUCAAUUUUUCAGAAUCCAAAUUCACAUUGCCCUGCACGACUAGAACGCUGGCGUUUACGCCUACAGUCGUACAAUUUCCAAAUUCACUAUUGCCCUGGCCACGAUAACCCAUCCGAUUACAUCUCAAGACACCCAAUGAAUACGACCUCAAUGACAUCACAAGACAGUGAAAACUCUGAAUAUUAUAUUCAGUUCAUUGCGGAAUCAACAACCCCAAAAGCAAUGACUCUUCAACAAAUCAGAGAAGCAACACAAAAUGACCCAACUUUGCAACAUGCUGCACACAUAAUACAGAAAAACUUAUGGCAUACGUUAGACACCACAACUUUUUCCAAAGACACAGACAUUGAUAUUCGUGAACUAAAGUUACUCCGUAAUGUCAAAGAUGAAUUAACUGUAUCUAAUGAUAAGAACAUCAUUUUACGAGACACACGCAUUGUUAUUCCAAAAAGUUUGCGAGCAGAUGCCAUACAUUUAGCCCAUGUUGGCCACCAAGGCAUAGUUAAAACGAAGAGCCUAAUGCGAGAAAAAGUUUGGUUCCCCUUAAUUGAUUCACUUGUCAAAUCUGCAAUCGACAGCUGUAUACCAUGCCAAGCCACUGGACGUCCAAAACCACCACAACCUCUGUUAAUGCGCGAAAUACCCAAGGAGAACUUUGACACUGUAUACAUUGAUUUUUGGGUCCGUUACCAAGUGGAGAAACACUCUUUGUCCUAA
Paramuricea clavata is the source of this 1314-nucleotide messenger RNA. Lineage: Eukaryota; Metazoa; Cnidaria; Anthozoa; Malacalcyonacea; Plexauridae. The record is from the annotation of a GenBank genome assembly.